Drepanopeziza brunnea f. sp. 'multigermtubi' MB_m1 is the source of this 1335-nucleotide messenger RNA. The record is from RefSeq and is a predicted model, not a curated record. Lineage: Eukaryota; Fungi; Ascomycota; Leotiomycetes; Helotiales; Drepanopezizaceae.
AUGUCGAACCAUUCCAUCAUCCGUAUUACCAGGGAGCUGGCCGAACUCCAGAAGACCACAGACCUGUCCCUGGCCGUCGCAUGUCGAGAUGUUGAUGUUCGCAACGUGAAGGCUAUCAUCAUCGGUCCUCCCGAAACACCGUAUGAGUUCGGCUUCUUCGAGUUUGCAGUGAAGUUUGGCAGAGACUACCCAGGAAAGGCUCCCUCGGUCAUCGCCACCACUACAAACGCAGGCAGAUGUCGCUUCAACCCUAACAUCUAUGCGCAAGGAAAGGUGUGCUUGACAUGGCGGGGUGAGCGAGGAGAGGAAUGGUCGUCCGCACAAGGGCUCGAAUCUAUUUUGAUCUCGAUACAAAGCCUCAUGUCCUCGAACCCUUACGAAAAUGAGCCUGGCUUCGAAACUGCCAAUGAGGAGGUGGACAAGAAGAACCAGAAAGACUAUGUAGCGAAGAUUCGCCAUGAGUCUCUCCGAAUCUCCGUCAUUCAACGCCUCGAAGAUUAUUUGGGUAUCUCGCCGUCGGGAACCGUGGAGGAGCACUUCUCCAUUGCUAGUUUCUACAGUGACGGUGAAGAUGAUAUGGAUCGGGACAUCGAGGAGACGUCAGAAGACUUUGAUCCAUUCAAAGAUCUUUGCAAACGCCGUUUCCUUUGGUACUACGACUCCUAUCUCCUGGCUAUCAGCAAAGCGAAAGCUGAAGUCACUGAUGGGCAACCCUUCGUACGCAUGCCCUUUGAGUGUACUGGAAAUGGUAUGGAAGGGAAGUUUGAUUACACAGAGCUGGAGAGACGCUUACGGCUCAUCCGCAAGACUAUGGAUGCUGAGACGGUCAGAUGGGCUGAGGAGGGCUUGCACUCAAAGAAGAAGGAGAGUGGUGUUGCCGCGAAUCUCCAACGUCAGUACGAGCAAGUUGUCGAGUCCUACAAGCGAAAUAAGAAUGUUACUCUCGACAUUGAGCUCGUCGAAAAGAACCCGUUUGUCUGGUCAAUCACCUACUUUGGACGCCCAAUGACGAACCUUGACGGUGGUCUGUUCCGUAUCAAGCUCCUCUUCAGCCCUCGUUUCCCCGAAGAGCACCCUAGAGCAAGAUUCGAAACCCAGAUGUUCCACCACCGAAUCGCUUCUGACGGUACCCCAUGCUACACUUCGCGGAGACCAGAGGACGUCAAGGCACAUAUCGAGGCUAUUAUCGAGGCUCUGGAAGAGGAGUCUCCACCGUACGAUCCCAGGACUAUGGUCAACCCCGAGGCUGCGAAGCUGUAUUGGGGCUCAGCGGAAGACAAGAAGAUGUACAACCGCAAGCUCCGUAGAGCGGUUCAGCGAAGCAUGGAGGAGUGA